AUGAGGAACAGUGCUCUUAGUAUGUGGAAAAACAAGGGUUUGAAGGAGAUUUUAGCAAAUGGGGAAGGUUUCUGGUUUUUCAUCUUUGACGAUCCAGACUGCUGUAAAAUGGUUCUUGAGGGUGGGCCAUGGUAUGUUGGGGGGUUUAAUCUAAUCCUCAAACGGUGGACUAGGAUGAUGAAACUAACUAAGGAGAAAGCUACCAAAGUCCCUGUUUGGGUUAGGCUUUUUAAUGUGCCUAUGGAAUACUGGGAUAGUGAUGGACUCAGUCGAAUAGCUAGUGCUGUGGGAGUUCCUUUGUUUAUGGACAACCUCACUGAGAAAGGUAGUAGAGUCUCCUUUGCCAAAGUGUGCGUUGAAAUAGAUGCAGCAUCUACACUACCAGCUAUGUUUAAUGUUAGUUGUGGAGGGGAUACCAUUGUAGUAAAAGUAGAAUAUCAGGGUCUCCCAGCAAAAUGUGAUCAUUGUGUAGCUUUUGGGCAUGCUACAACUAGAUGUGUUAAAUCACAGGUUGAGAAGUUGGUCAACCUCCAAAAGGAAACUGAGGAGAAUCCAGACCCUAGGUGGAGUACAGUUACAGCAAAAGGUAAGAGGAAGGUGGGGGAUCCUGAAGGUGUAGAACAUGGGGUGCAGAAUGAAGAGGUAGAUGGACAAUUGGGUGCAGAUACUGAGACCAUACCAGAAGGGGUAGAGGCCCAUAAUACCCAAGUCCUGGAAGAGAAAUCACAUCGGGAGGGUACCUCCAGUGACAGUAGCAAAGUUGAACCCAGUCCUGGUGGGGAGGUCAAUUCCCCUAACACUACAGCUUUGGAGAAUUUCCAGAAGGACCUAGUGGAAAUAACAAGGCUUGCUCUUCCCAAUGAAACUGAAUUGAUCACUAAAGUGGAAAGUCUAGUGGAAGCAACACAGGCAAUGAACAGCCCAAUACAAAAGCAAAUCCAGCAGAAAUCGGCUGCAAAAGGUAACUCCUCUGGCAAGGGCAGCAAAAGCCAGAGGAAAAAGCAAAGGUACCAAUAUGAGAAAUUUGGGGGUACAUCUGUGUGGUCUCCUGAGAAGGAGGAGUUUAAUUCUUGCAUCAUUCACUCUGGUUUGGCUGAGCUCUCUUAUAGUGGCUGCCAAUUCACCUGGGCCAAUAAAAGGGAUAGUGGUCAGUACAUUGCAACGAAAAUUGAUAGGGGUCCUGGUCAAUGA
This is a messenger RNA of Camellia sinensis, 1191 nucleotides long. The record is from RefSeq and is a predicted model, not a curated record. Lineage: Eukaryota; Viridiplantae; Streptophyta; Magnoliopsida; Ericales; Theaceae.